AUGAAGGCCGCUUUGAAGGGCAAAUACGACCUUGACCAUAACAGCAGCGGCGCCGCCACCGUCGCCUUCAACGCCGGCGACGUCAAACUCCGAGCAUCCAUAACCGACGCCACUUUCAAAAACGGCCCCAGCUUAACCGGCCUAGUCCUCGCCGUAGAGAAACCCGGCUCCUUCAGUGUCGACUACAACGUCCCCAAAAAGGAUUUUCGGUUUCAAUUUAUGAACACCGUUAGGGUUGCAGAGAAACCGUUGAAUUUGGCAUACAUACACAGCAAAGGAGAUAACAGAACAAUUUUGGACGGAACGUUGGUGUGGGACCCAUCGAACAAGGUUUCAGCGAACUACGCUGUUGAAUCUGGGAACUGUAAAUUGAAGUAUAGCUAUAAUCAUAAGGGUUUGACUACAAUUGAACCUACCUAUGAUGUUGCUAAGAAUUCAUGGGACUUUGCAGUUUCUGGAAAAGUUUAUGGUGAUGAUUCUCUCAAAGCUUCUUAUCAGACUUCAAGCAAGGUGUUAGGGUUGGAGUGGACAAGGAGUUCCAAACAAACUGGCUGCUUCAAGGUUGUGGCAUCCGUUAACUUGGCCGAGGAAAAGACAAUUCCAAAACUCAGUGUUGAGUCCACAUUGAAUUUUGAGAUGUAG
Messenger RNA from Vicia faba (fava bean), 642 nucleotides. The record is from the annotation of a GenBank genome assembly. NCBI's taxonomy places the organism in Eukaryota, Viridiplantae, Streptophyta, Magnoliopsida, Fabales, Fabaceae.